GAAGGUCACUUCCGGGCACGUGCUGUUAUUAUCACAGGAACGCAAGUUUGCAGUUGCAGUAUUUCUGCAAACACCUACAAAUUUAGUGUAAAAUUUGUGCCGCAGUGCAUUAUGAUUGGAAACAAUAGGGAUGUGUUGUAUUUUUAAAAAAUGCGUUAUCAAAACAACACUGAUAGUAUGGGUUUGUGUGGUUAAGUUAAAAUAAAAAAAAAGUCAAAAAGCGUGAAAAACAGUCCGUACACAAGUUUUAUCGGACUUGCGCUAUGUAACUGAAUAUUGAGGAAUUUUGUAUGCAAAUUAGUUCGGUGUUUAGUCGAAUGCCUGAAUUCGUGUGGGCUAACCCCCCAGUGCUGUUUUGCGUGACACAUGCGUGUGUCCUUUGUGCAUCGUGUGGAGAGUAGUGGAAGGGGAACAGGAGGCACGGGUCAGUGGUAGUAAAGGGAAGCCCCCACGUGCCACUGACCGCCAAGGAGAUCUUUCAAAUUAAGUAUGUUAUCCGGUCCAUGGAGAACUGUUUGAUUUAUUAUUAUUAUUAUUAUUAUUAUUACAUUUUUGCCGUUUUAUUUAUUUUGAAAUUCCAUUUGGAAAUAAAACACUUACAGGGACACUGAGAAAAUACUUAAAAUGUACGUGCAGCGUAUUGUAGUGUGUAAUGAAUCGUCAGUAUUAAAAGUCCCAGUGUAUUACACAGCAAAGUGUAACGGAUUAGAAAUGAGAUGUGAGAUAUACUUUGAAAUUACAGCAGACAAACCAGACUUUUCCUUAAAGUCUUAUGGAAAAUGUCUUCACUAAACCAGGUGAAUAUUAAUAAUAUUUUUAAUAAGUUAAAUAUCUGUAUCUUUCGAUCGGAUGGAUAUUGCAGCAAAUAUGAGCGAUGCGUAGUCCAGUACAACACAACGUACAUAACUGGGUCAAAAAUGCAGUCGACAGCAGCAUCUUCAUCAGACAAAAUUCGUUGAUGGGGAUUAAUCCGGGGAAUUUGUAAUGCUGUGUUAGACAAAGUUAUGAGGCAUCGUGAGGAAUGAGAUCCCGUAAACUGCAACGAUGACAUUUUGCAAACACGACAGUGACAGAAAGCAGCGUCCUCGAAAAGCAGGGAUGCACCGGGCCACUCCCUACCUCGCGCUCCGGGGAGCGGCGCGUGCGCUCCUGUGCACACGCACGCAGACGCACAUUCGCAUUGCCCAGCUACACAGUCCGAUACAGCAGUCAUUCCGUUUAGAGUAACCUUGUACUGAUUCUCUCUGGACGGACGAUAAUUGCGAUCCACCAGAACCAGCAGCGUGUUACUCUGGGUGAUGUGUGAUUACGAAUCGCAAGAUCGGGGGGAGAUUCUGUGUCGAUCGCGAAACAAGUGUGUGAAUGGGGGAGAAAACGAAAGGAUGUCCUUAAUGUGUUAAAAUGCCAGCCCGUAAGAGCCACGAGUUCAUAUUGCCUGGGAUAUGGACAAACAGACUAAACUGAUAAGGAUGAAAUAGACAUUUUGCCCGGUCAACUCCCUCUUUUAUCAGCAUCAGUUCUCGUUCACUUGUCUUAGAUGCUGCAGAUCUGCUGGAAGCGCGUGGAUUUUAAAAAUAUAACAAAUAUGAAAUUGAAUUGACGAGGGACAUAAGCGAUGACAGGGAAAGACUGGAGACUUAAAACAGAUAAACUCGUCUUUGAGUUCAGAUGUGCGCCUCAUUUGUGUCGAGCAGAGAUUAAGUGACGUUCAGUCGUGCGCGGAGUAUUUGCUGGUGCCGUCGGAGUUUGCGGCGCUCUGCAGGACUCCGGACUGCCGAAUUACCAUCUUCUGCUUUGCGGCUAUGCAGCGGGCACCUUCCAUCGCGCUCUUCCCUACAUGAGGGCUCCUGUCCGGUAGGACUAGCAGCCAAACAGUCCUCCUGCAUUUCGCCGCGAAAAGUAUCGCUGUUGUGAGCAUCUUCGUUUGGACUGAAUGCUUGUUUGCAAUGCGCGGGGCCGCUUUUUCACGCCAAGCAUUGGAAUAUUUGCAUGCUCGGUUUUCUUCUCAGAAUCCGCUUUCCCCAGCACCCCUCAGAUCAUUACUUUCACAAGGAACGGAUGAUUUAAAAGUUCUGGAUUAUGCAGGGACUGGGUGGGUGGAGAUAAUGAUAUGGACUUUGUGACGUCCUGUUGUGAGAUCCGGACAUUAAAAGAGAACGUUAGGGUACAGUUAUCGUAUUGUGGACAGGGUAGCGUUUAUUACGCGUUUACCAGCAAAUUAACUCAGGUGAGCUUUUCUGUAAUCCGGGAAGAGGAUUCAUAAGGGUACCGUCGCCCGAUGGGGGGCAGGUGGCGGGCAUGACGGCGCUGGGUGUCACGUGGGGCAAAACAAAAACAAUCACACGUCCACUGAAAAGGCUUACAUUAAAUCCUAUUAUGCGGAUGAGCCGUUGAACAUUUUGCACGCUUUUUAAAAUGCAUGGGAAAAUGCAAACACUUAAUGUAGGAUAUUAAGAAAGUAGUUUGCAUGAGUUGCUGGCAAAGCAGGGGGGGAUUUUUCCUGCAGGACAUCAUCCAGGACACAUUAUGGGAACCAAACAGACUAAGGCUGCCGGGCCAGAGUCUGGAGCGACUCCGCAGCACAGCGGUUGGAAGCGGACGCCGACCAAAGAGCGGAGCGACGCCUUCGCCUCUUUCAUGCUGAGGUCGGGGGAUCGGCUGGGCCGAGGCGGGACUCCUCCCCCCUACCAGCGACGUAUCGGCAUGAUCCAGGAGAUGAUGGUGAUGGCCAAGCAGGGAAAACAAGACGAGGCCACAGAAAUGUUAAAGACGCUUCGACAGGACCUGGGCAUGGAGUCCACGUCCCUGGACGACGUGCUGUACCGCUACGCCAGCUUUCGCAACCUGGUGGACCCGAUCACCCACGACCUCAUCAUCAGCCUGGCCCGCUACAUCCACUGCCCCAAGACGGAGGGGGACGCCCUGACAUCCAUGGAGAAGGUGUGCCGGCAGCUGACCUACCACCUCAGCCCCCAUUCCCAGUGGCGACGGCGGGGCCUGCUGAAGAGGAAGCCCCAGGCCUGCCUGAAGGCGGUGCUUUCGGUGCCCCCUGCUGGUGACACCCUGGAUCUGUCAGGGAUCCCCCUCACUGCGCGGGAUAUGGAGAGGCUGUGCGGCUAUCUGCAGCGGCAUGCAGCUCGGCUGCGUAGCCUGGAGCUGGGAUUCACUGAGCUCACGGACGACGCCUUCCUGCUCCUGCUGCCCGGCCUGGCAGCCCUGCCUCGCCUGGAGACGCUGGCCCUUAACGGCAACCGACUGACACGCGCCGUGCUGCGCGAGCUCACCGACGCCCUCAAAGACCCAGGCAGCUUCCCCAGUGUCACCUGGAUCGACCUGGGCAACAACGUGGACAUCUUCUGCCUGCCGCAGCCCUUCCUGGUGAGCCUUCGUAAGCGCUGCCCCAAGCAGGGCAACCUGCCCACCAUCCUGGAGUUUGGGGAGAGCCAGGCUAGCGAGCCCGAGAGCCGGGCCGACGGAGACCAGGAGGGAGAUGAUACCACCAGGACAGAGAGCACAGGAGAGCUCCGUUCUGAGGUGGAGGGAGAGAUGGGCGGCGAGACGGAGAUAGAGGAGAUGCUGGAGGAACUGCUGGAUUUCGACCGGGAGGUGCAAGGGAGGGAGGAUGAGAUGGAGGACGAGAUGGAGGACGGCAUGUGGAUGCUGGGGAGGCGGGGGGAGUCCUCCAAGUGGCAGAGGAGGGGCACGCAGAGAGCAACCAAAGCCGAAGCAGAAGAAGACAGCCAGAGCUUCUCGUCUCGGCUCUCCUGCUCCAGCCAAUCACAGCAGUCCUUUGAACCUGCUGAACCAAUGAAAGCAGAAGUGGAGAACCAGCUGAUUGGCCACAGCAGCAACCAAACAUGAAAAUGCCGUGGAGAAUAGUUCUUGUUUUUUGUCCCUCCAGUGCUCUGUGAGAAACGCAUGAAAAGGAAACCAAAGAAAAGGAGACAGGAGGCUUGUCCGUCAUCUCCAAGUGACGUCCAGAGGAGAUGAUGUGAGGACAUCUGACAAGAUCUGCUUACGAUCAUUAUUACUGUCUGUAGCAUUAUUUCAACCUGACACGUGUGUAAUAUAUACUAAGAAACGUCUGAUAUGCCAGUUAACAAGUGGAGGAGCAGCUUUCUUCCACCUGCAGCCGUGCAUGUCCUGCGAGGGACCGUUGCAUGGCCUAGAUCUUCCGCGCAUUCCUGCUGUGUGUGCCGGCCUCUUUGGGUGGGCGGGAGGAGCCCUGCAGCCGUAGUGCGACACAGCUCUCAUUGUGGGCGUGUGUCAGCCAUGCACCGAGCGGCGUGAGAAUGUGCCAAAGUGCCGGGGGGAGGAGGCGGCGGGGGCGGGGCCAGAAGAUCCGGAAGUGACAUCAUCACACUAUACAGGGCCUUGAUCCGGAGGUUUGUGCUGGGGAGGCGAAUGAGGAAGGAUAUCAUGGUGAUCUUAGAACAGCUGUUUGUCCAUAUAUGAAUAACAAAAUCUGAAAAAUAAUUUGACAUGUAAUUUAUAUGUUACACAUGAUAUGCACACAGUAACGUUUGUUUUUCAAAAAUGUUUUAUAUUACACUAAGUAUUUUUUGAUAAGAUAAUUUAUGUUUUAUUGUCUUAAGACUAUAUUCUAUCCACAUGUUUGUACACAUCCAUGAUGAUUUCUGAAUUGGUGAGAGUUAUACAGGUGUCCACAGGUGUCCUGUGCAGAUUUCCCUGUCUCCCUUCUCUAUUUCGGUUUGUUUGUUUAAUUAUUUAAUACAUUAUUGAUACGGAUGGUACCAUUUUGUCUGUGUGUAUUAGACGAUAUAAUUUUAUCUGUGUGUGUUCUCUGGUUCAUAAGCCGAUCAUUGCUUACCAAACAUGCUUUUCUUUUAGAAACAUGCUUUUACAUCCCGUCCCUUUUCAGGGCUCCUUGCAGCCCAUCUGCCUCACAUCUUAACAGGAAUGCAGUUCUGGUCCCACCCACCACUGUGCCUGUCUGUCCACUUCAGCUCGCACCCAUCCAGACAUGCCCAUCUGCACUUACAGGCCCAUCAGCCUUGAAUAUGCCGCUGUACGAAAGUAGAAAAUUCAGAAGGUCAGCUUAGAAGAAGAGAGAGAAGUAAAUAGUGAGGCAGAGGUGUUAGGGGAAAAAAUACAAUGAGAGAGGAGCUCGGCCAGGCGUGCGGACGGGGACAUCCACAGGCCCACCUGGUUCUGCUUGCGGAGAACAAUUUUCGUCCAGCUACUUCCUCCAACAGGAAAAAUAUGCUGUUAUCUGAAAAAUGUGCAUAAAUAUGUUUUGUGAAUAGGAUGAAAUAUCAAACGACAAACGUGUGACAGAGAAGCAGAAGUGUGAGAAUCCCAGGUUCUCUUAAGGCCUGUGCGCGGCCUCCCGAGUCUCUUCAUACUGUGGCAUUUUCCAGUCUGCUGCAGGGAAUGCGAUGCGCGUAGGAGAUACAUGUAACAAUGAAGCUCUGCUGGCCGUUCAGAAAACAAAUUUCUUGCUGUUAUGCCAUUUAAAAAAAUCAUUAAAAUGAGAUGGAAUCCUGACUUGCUGUUAAUAUAGUGCAUCUUUACAAGCAAUUUGCAAAAUGCCUGACAGUAAUUUAUGGAUUUUUAUAGGUCAUUGAAAAACACCAAUUUUGGUAAAAAAAAAAAAAACUGAACAUUAUUCCCUGACUCCUUAAGCAAUGGCGAUUAAGGAGUUUUCCUGAAAUACCAAGUACAGAUGGGAAAUGUAGUAAAUGGUACACAAGGUGCCCUGAUUAUGGAGGACAGCAACCUGAGCUGGAGAAUGAGGAGGAGGCACUCCAGCUUCAGCCGUCACCCUGACAGCCUGCGGCGGACCGGCUGCCCCCCGGUGCAGUGGACGGCCCCCUGGCUUGGGGAACAUCUUGCCCGCUUUGGUUCCUGAGCUCACUCAUGCUACAAGGCAGUGACCGCUCCCACUUCUCCUCAAAGCAGCGCUUGCUCCAACCCUGGGGGCGGCAAGAAACUUUUCAGAGUCUUUCUUUAAUUGUUAUUUAUUACGCUCCAUGUGAUGUUUUUAUAAUUCCUAUUGGGCUCAUCAUGAAAAAACUUUUAUUUCCCCCAGAAUCAGUGUUUAGCAAAAGAUAACUAAUGGAAAUGCAUGAUUAGGCAUGAUCAGCAAAUAAAAUAAUCUACCCAUUUUAUUUCAUUCCCUCUCUCGCUAAAAGACACAUGUGACUGGAGGUUCACUUUUAAAAUUUUUAUUUGUUAAUUCGGCACCAGGAUGAGGGCAGAGUUUUCUCUAAAGGCACAAUCAGAGAAUAUUGAUCUGGCUAAACAACUGCCAGGCUAAAUAUUUGAAGCACAUCGUUCAUCCAUUUGCCCUGAACCUGCUGAAGUGAAUCAAUGGAUGUCAAACUUUCUCUCCAUCAAUAAGAUUCAGCUGGUUUACAGUCCUUGAGAUCAAAAUAAAGAUUAUAGAAAUACUGCUGUAAAUUGAAGGUUUGUUUCAAGAAACCUUCAGAAUCUCUGCCUAUUUUCAGUCAUCCAUUUUCCCCUCUUAAAAACUGAAGCUCUAUAUAGGGAAUGCAAAUGCUCCUGGGUCAAUAGUCACAGAGGUCCUACCAGAUAGAGGCCAGCAGAACCAGCAGUGCUGUGCAGGUGAUACCAAAACUGCGUCGUGACGGGUCAUGCAGUGGACCUUGGUGUGAGGCAAGCCCAUUAAAUCAGCAUCAAUCAACUGGCUCUCAUUUCACAUGGCUUUGUAAUCUUCACUUAGCAUCUGAGCAAAAUCAUUAAUCCCCGCUUUUCUGUGACAUUCAUGCUUCCUGUAAGCUUAUCUGAUUAAUUACAAUUCCACAGAUCAGUUAGGAGUAAUAGAUUUUCAUGAUGGUAGUCAGGGAACCGGCACUUCGCAAAGUGUACGUCAAGGGAGGCAUCCAUUUCAGCAGGAAGACGCCAGAAAGCUGUUACCGAGAGACUGUCGCCGUGGAAACACCUCCACCUGGGAUUAUGAAUGCUAUGGAUGAUUUUUCAUGAAGGUAGGUCUAGCCGGUACACCUGAAUGCCGCAGUUCCUCUGUCGAUGACUUUUAAAAGUGGAACAUAGUUUCCGGAGACUCCCCGUCCUGAUUGGUGCCUCCUCUGUAUGUAGGGAGGGGGUCCUGGCUGGUCUCAUUUUGGCCAGACAGAUGCCAGACUGAAAACCUCCAGCUACAGGUGUCCUUACCCAUGCAGCAUCGCGCUCUGUCUCGCCACCUUUCCUAAUCGGGCAUUUUCAGCUCACAUUUCCGCUCUGUCAGUACAUUUUACUUUAAUAUAUUAGUUUGCAUUUGUAUGACUGAAAAAAAUCAGGACUCCUUCUUGGAAUUGUAAAUGAUAUUUAUAGGAUGUUUACAUGUAUACAGUGUACUAUAUGCUGAAAGAUGCUAAAGUUUGCAGAAGAUUUCGGUUCACAUGUAGCAUUUGAAAUUAGAUUACUUUAUACUUAAAACAUCUGAAAGCUUUUGAAUGAAAAUAAGCCAUACAUUUGUCCCUCCAUCCAUCCAUCUUUCAAUGGAUAAUCCUGGUCACUGUCAGCUCAGUCAUUGCACACUGCAUUACUUCACUUAGUCUGUACACAUAACCAAAUUACAUGCAGACCAAAUCACGGGAAUGUGUGCUGUGUCAUGCAGGUGUUAUUGAAAAUGUAUAGUUCUAUAUACCCCAAUAUCUAUAUGUAUUUCUGCUGUUUGUGUAUAUAUGUAUACAAUGUAUAAUAAAUGGAUGGAUGUAAAUAAAAUUAUCACGCUGAUGUAUUAAAAAGGCCAAAAAUAUAUAAA
Brienomyrus brachyistius is the source of this 7747-nucleotide messenger RNA. RefSeq names its product leucine rich repeat containing 75A (gene lrrc75a). Bases 2527 to 3861 code for a protein of 444 amino acids. The record is from RefSeq and is a predicted model, not a curated record. The transcript has 4 exons. NCBI's taxonomy places the organism in Eukaryota, Metazoa, Chordata, Actinopteri, Osteoglossiformes, Mormyridae.